Messenger RNA from Symbiodinium pilosum, 162 nucleotides. Lineage: Eukaryota; Dinophyceae; Suessiales; Symbiodiniaceae. The record is from the annotation of a GenBank genome assembly.
AUGGAGUCCAGGACUGGGUGUGGAGCUUCAAGGUCCAGUACAAGCAAGAUGUGGGAAGCGACUGGAACGCCAUUGACAACAUAUUCACUGGCGUUUCCGGUCCUGACGAGAAGUCCAGAGCCUUCUUCGCCGCGCCGGUUCAAGCUCGGUUUAUCCGCUUGA